AGACAAAAGCGGAGUACAAAUGCAGUCUCUUGUGUCUUACAUGUGAUGGCGGAUCAAAAGUUCUUUAAAUUUGUUGGAGGAGGAAGUGUAGCUAAUACUGUUGGAGAAAUGGUAGCUGGAAUCAUGGAAGCUGAUUUGAUUUUCAGGAGCACAGAUUUUAAUGGUGAUGGAAUAGGAGAUAAUAUAGGUUUUGUGAUCGGAGACAUUACAAUUUUUACCUCAGCAGACAGUCCUAAUAAUAAAUUUACUUCAGAUAACAUUGCAGUCCAUCAUUAUCUGGAUAUUUUGACAGAGUAUGAUUUUGGUUCAUAUUGUUUGGGAAUAGCCUUUACAUAUAGAGAUUUUGACAGAGGUAUUGUAGGGCUAGCUUGGGUGGCAAAUUCCAAUCCUCUUGGUGCUGUUGGUGGUAUUUGUCAAGAGAAAAUAUACAGUGGACAUGGUCGAUAUCGCAGUUAUAACACAGGCUUGGUCACUUAUGUUAAUUAUGGCACUUUUAUACCCACACAAAAAUCUGCAUUAACAAUAACUCAUGAAUUUGGUCACAGUUUUGGAAGUAUACAUGACAAUCAAAAUAAUGUUGAAUGUGCUCCUGGUGGAGUAUAUGGUAGUUACAUUAUGGAUCCUUACUCGAACUCAGGAGAAAAGCCAAACCAUAGAAAAUUUUCAAUAUGCAGUGUGAACAACAUGUAUCCUGUCAUUGUCAAUAAAGGUGACUGCUUAAAGACAUAUUCUGGUCCCACCUGCGGUAACAGUGUUGUAGAAGGUACAGAGGAGUGUGACUGUGGGACCUCCAAAACAUGUCCUUAUACUGAUCCAUGUUGUACGCCAGCUGACCCACCAAUUAGCUCACCAGAUUCCCGAUGCACCAUACAUAGAUCAGAAGGAAAGGUCUGUUCUCCAGUUGUUUCACCAUGCUGUGAUUCAACCUGUCAGGUUACAUCUUCUUCAAGUCAACAGAUUUGUCGCCAGCCUACAGAAUGCUUAACAGCAUCUUAUUGCAAUGGUGUCAACUCCUCAUGUCCAGAGUCUCAAGAGAUGCCAAAUGGAAGGUUAUGCCAUGUUGGAACAAAGAUUUGUAUGGAUGGUAUGUGUUCAGCCAGUAUCUGUCAUUUACAUGGUCUUCAGGAAUGUCAAUGUGAAUCUGUAGAAGAAAACCUGUGUAAGGUGUGUUGUCGAUAUACUAACAUUACAGACUGUGACUGUUUACCGGCUUCUAAUUAUGGUAUUUAUCAUGCCAAUGGAGAUGUUAUUUAUCACCAUAAGGGAGAAGUAUGUAACAAUUAUAAAGGAUACUGUGAUGGGCAAAACUGUUUGUCUGAUGAUAGAGAAAAUAUUAUCUUGCGUAUGAAGCGAAUAUUUGGGGAAAGAAAUUUUCAAAGUAUUGCUGCUUGGCUCAAUAAUUUCUGGUAUUAUCUUGUUAUUGGAUUGAUAAGUGUGGUCAUGAUUGGAGGUUUUUAUAAAGCAACGUCU
Molecule: messenger RNA, 1470 nt
Organism: Lottia gigantea (owl limpet)
Lineage: Eukaryota; Metazoa; Mollusca; Gastropoda; Lottiidae
Exons: 1
Biological process (GO): Notch signaling pathway; membrane protein ectodomain proteolysis
Cellular component (GO): plasma membrane
Molecular function (GO): metalloendopeptidase activity
Source: RefSeq, a predicted model, not a curated record